AGAAUCCUCCCAGCGUUACCAUUGUAUGACAUUGAACGGGGCCAGCAGUGUGCAGGUUCUCCGGGUGAGGCCUGUGCCCUGGCAGACACUGCUCCUGGAGCUACGUGUCAGGUCAUUUCUGCACACCACCUCUGGGAACGGAUGAAGUGACGCCCCCACUGCGAGAGAGGAGCCUCUAGGACCCGCUACAAGAGUUUGGGACCAAAGAGAGGAGAAUGGAUCUUGGUACAGCUGAAAGCACCCGGUGCCCCGACCCGCCUGCAGGCAAGCCCGCGAUGGCGGCCAAACGCAAAGGCGGCCUGAAGCUCAACGCCAUCUGCGCCAAGCUGAGCCGCCAGGUGGUGGUGGAGAAGGGAGCGGAGGCCGAGGACAGCCCACUGCGGCCCCGGGACAAAGUGCGCAGUGGCCCUGAGGCGGGGGUGGCCCGGGCCCCCCGCAGCGAAGAGGACAAGAGGCGGGCGGUGAUCGAGAAGUGGGUGAACGGGGAAUACAGCGAGGAGCCGGCACCCACGCCCGUGCUGGGGCGGACUGCCCGGGAGGGUCUGGAGCUGCCACCCGAGGGCGUCUACAUGGUGCAGCCCCAGGGCUGCAGCGACGAGGAAGACCACGGCGAGGAGCCCCCCAAGGAUGGCGGCGUCGUGGAGGAGAAGGACUCGGACGGGGCAGCCUCCAAGGAUGAUAGUGGCCCCAGUGCCAAGCAGGCUUCAGGAGAGGCCUCCUCGCUGCGGGACUACGCGGCCUCCACCAUGACCGAGUUCCUUGGCAUGUUUGGCUAUGAUGACCAGAACACGAGGGACGAGCUGGCCGGGAAGAUCAGCUUCGAGAAGCUGCAUGCGGGCUCCACGCCAGAGGCGGCCACCUCCUCCGCGCUGCCCGCCUCCGAGGACGCCCUCAGCAAGCGGGCGCGGUUCUCCAAGUAUGAGGAGUACAUCCGCAAGCUCAAGGCCGGCGAGCAGCUGUCCUGGCCGGCCCACGGUACCACAGCCGAGGGACGGGCCAGCAAGGAGGCCCUGAGCUCCCUGCCUGGCCUGCGGCUGCCCAGUAGCACCGCGCACCUGGAGACCAAGGCCACCAUCCUGCCCCUGCCCUCACACAGCAGUGUCCCCAUGCAGGGCCUGGUGGCCCGUGCCUCCAAGUACGACUUCUUCAUCCAGAAACUGAAGACGGGUGAGAACCUGCGGCCCCAGAACGGGAGCGCCUACAAGAAGCCGUCUAAGUACGACCUGGAGAACGUCAAGUACCUGCACCUCUUCAAACCCGGGGAGGGCAGCCCCGACAUGGGAGGGGCCAUCGCCUUCAAGACGGGCAAGGUGGGGCGCCCCUCCAAGUACGACGUCCGGGCCAUCCAGAAGCCGGGCCCCGCCAAGGUUCCGCCCACCCCCAGCCUGGCUCCUGCACCCCUCGCCAGCGUGCCCACUGCUCCCAGUGCCCCCGGGCCAGGCCCUGAGCCACCUGCCUCCCUGCCUUUCAACACUCCCGAGUACCUGAAGUCAACCUUCUCCAAAACAGACUCCAUCACCACGGGGACCGUCUCCACUGUCAAGAACGGAUUGCCCACAGAUAAACCAGCUGUCACUGAAGAUGUAAACAUUUACCAGAAAUAUAUUGCCAGGUUCUCAGGCAGUCAGCACUGUGGCCACAUCCACUGCGCCUACCAGUACCGCGAGCACUACCACUGCCUCGACCCCGAGUGCAACUACCAGUCCAGGGUGCUGGCCUUGGGGCAGCCUGGGCUGCCUCAACCCAACAGAAUGAUUUGUAAGGAGACCGGAGGGCCCUGGGGCCAGGCCCAGCCUCCUGCCCACCAGGCCCUCUCCCGGCAGAGGUUCACGAGCAAGCAGGACGUGAUCCGGCACUACAACAUGCACAAGAAGCGGGACAACUCCCUGCAGCACGGCUUCAUGCGCUUCAGCCCACUGGACGACUGCAGCGUCUACUACCACGGCUGCCACCUCAACGGGAAGAGCACCCACUACCACUGCAUGCAGGUGGGCUGUAACAAGGUGUACACGAGCACGUCGGACGUGAUGACCCACGAGAACUUCCAUAAGAAGAACACCCAGCUCAUCAACGACGGCUUCCAGCGCUUCCGAGCCACUGAGGACUGCGGCACGGCCGACUGCCAGUUCUACGGGCAGAAGACCACGCACUUCCACUGCAGGCGCCCCGGCUGCACGUUCACCUUUAAGAACAAGUGUGACAUCGAGAAGCACAAGAGCUACCACAUCAAGGACGACGCCUACGCCAAGGAUGGCUUCAAGAAGUUCUACAAGUACGAGGAGUGCAAGUACGAGGGCUGUGUGUACAGCAAGGCCACCAACCACUUCCACUGCAUCCGCGCCGGCUGCGGCUUCACCUUCACCUCCACCAGCCAGAUGACCUCCCACAAGCGCAAGCACGAGCGCCGGCACAUCCGCGCCUCGGGCUCGGCCGUGCUGGGGCUGCCGCCCUCGCUGCUGGGCGCCAAGGACACGGAGCACGAGGAGUCCAGCAACGACGACCUGGUUGACUUCUCUGCCCUGAGCAGCAAGAACUCCAGCCUCAGCGCCUCCCCCACCAGCCAGCAGUCCUCCGCCUCCCUGGUCACCGCCACUGCCACCUCCGAGGCUGGGCCCAGUACCACCAAGCCUCCCAACAGCAAGAUCUCGGGGCUGCUGGCCCAGGGCCUGCCUGGCUCCAUCCCCCUGGCGCUGGCCCUCUCCAGCUCGGGCCUGCCCAGCGCUGCGCCCUACUUCCCCAUCCUUCCGGGCCGGGGCAGCACCUCCCUGCCUGUGGGUGCCCCCGGCCUCAUGGGUACCAUGUCGUCAGGGACGGCAGCCUCAGUAACCCCCGACACACCUGCUCUGGCUGCCUCGGGAGCUGGCGACUCGGCCGCAGCGGCAGCUGCCUCUGUCCCGGUGCCCCCUGCCUCCAUCAUGGAGAGGAUCUCUGCGAGCAAGGGCCUCAUCUCGCCCAUGAUGGCCAGGCUGGCUGCGGCCGCCCUCAAGCCCUCUGCCACCUUUGACCCAGGAAAUGGGCAGCAGGCCACCCCUGCCAGGUUCCCCCCAGCCCCGGUGAAGCAGGAGCCCGGUGAGAGUGCUGGCGCCCCAGGUCCCCACGAGGCCUCCCAGGACCGCAGUUUAGACCUGACUCUGAAGGAGCCCAGUAAUGAAUCAAAUGGCCACGCAGUCCCGGCAAAUUCAUCUCUUUUAUCCUCGCUUAUGAAUAAGAUGUCUCAGGGCAAUCCCAGCCUCGGCAGCCUGUUGAACAUCAAGACAGAAGCGGAGGGGAGCCCCGCCGGGGAGUCCUCGCCCUUCCUGGGCAAGGCCGUGAAGGCGCUGGUUCAGGAGAAGCUGUCAGAGCCCUGGAAGGUCUACCUUCGCAGGUUUGGCACCAAGGACUUCUGCAACGCGCAGUGUGACUUCCUCCACAAGGCCCACUUCCACUGCGUGGUGGAGGAGUGCGGCGCGCUCUUCAGCACCCUGGACGGGGCCAUCAAGCACGCCAACUUCCACUUCCGGACAGAGGGAGGAGCAGUGAAAGGAAAUGUGGAGGCUUCCUUCCCGGCCUCGGCUGCUGAGACCAAACCUUCCUUGGCCCCCUCAUCCCCUCCAGCGCCUCCCAUCACCACGGCCACGGCUUCCUCUCUCGAGGGGCCCACUCCCAGCCUGGCCGCAGUGCCCUCCAGCCCCACCCUGCUCGCCUGGAAGCAGCUGGCUUCCACCAUACCCCAGAUGCCUCAGAUUCCAGCGUCAGUGCCUCACCUGCCCACUUCGCCCUUGGCAACGACUUCUCUAGAAAACGCCAAGCCCCAGGUCAAACCCGGAUUCCUCCAGUUCCAGGAGAACGAUCCUUGCCUCGCAACGGACUGCAAGUAUGCCAACAAGUUCCACUUCCACUGUCUCUUUGGGAACUGCAAGUACGUCUGCAAAACCUCCGGGAAGGCCGAGUCCCACUGCCUGGACCAUAUCAAUCCCAACAACAACCUCGUGAACGUGCGAGACCAGUUUGCGUACUACUCCCUGCAGUGCCUCUGUCCCAACCAGCACUGCGAGUUCCGGAUGCGCGGGCACUACCACUGUCUCAGGACCGGCUGCUACUUUGUGACCAACAUCACCACCAAGCUGCCGUGGCACAUAAAGAAACAUGAGAAAGCUGAGCGGCGGGCAGCCAACGGAUUCAAGUACUUCACCAAGCGUGAGGAGUGCGGCAGGCUAGGCUGCAAGUACAACCAGGUGAACAGCCACUUCCACUGCAUCCGGGAGGGCUGCCAGUUCUCCUUCCUCCUCAAGCACCAGAUGACCUCCCACGCCCGGAAGCACAUGCGGAGGAUGCUGGGGAAGAACUUCGAUCGCGUGCCCUCCUCCCAGGGCCCCCCGAGCUUGAUGGACACCGAGACGGACGAGUACAUGGAUUAUACUGGCUGCAGCCCGGGCGCCGUGUCCUCUGAGUCCUCCACCAUGGACCGAAGCUGCUCCAGCACCCCUGUGGGCAACGAGAGCACCGCAGCAGGCUGCCCGGCUCCUCCUCCUCCUGCCGCCGCCGCUGACGAGGCUGCCCGCGUGGCUCCGCAGCCCCCACUGACCCCAUCCUUCUCUGCGGCCGUGCUGCGGGCGCCCCUCCCCUCCCUGCCAUGCCUCUUUUCUCCACCCUGUCUCUCAUACUCUCUGCUCAGUGCCUCUCUCGGAGCCACCCGGGGCCUGGCCCACCCCAUCAGCAGCCCGCCCAGCUUCCCGCCCGUCACUGCCACUCCAACUCCAGUAAAAAGUGACGCCCCCCUAGUUCAGGACGCCGCAGGGAACACCAUCUCCAUGCCGACAGCCUCCGGGGCCAAAAAGCGCUUCUGGAUCAUUGAGGACAUGUCCCCGUUCGGCAAGCGGCGCAAGACGGCCUCCUCGCGCAAGAUGCUGGACGAGGGCAUGAUGCUGGAGGGCUUCCGGCGCUUCGACCUCUACGAGGACUGCAAGGACGCGGCCUGCCAGUUCUCGCUCAAGGUCACCCACUACCACUGCACGCGCGAGAACUGCGGCUACAAGUUCUGCGGGCGCACGCACAUGUACAAGCACGCGCAGCACCACGACCGCGUGGACAACCUCGUGCUGGACGACUUCAAGCGCUUCAAGGCCUCGCUCAGCUGCCACUUCGCCGACUGCCCUUUCUCGGGCACCAGCACGCACUUCCACUGCCUGCGCUGUCGCUUCCGCUGCACCGACAGCACCAAGGUCACGGCGCACCGAAAGCACCACGGCAAGCAGGACGUGAUCAGCGCGGCGGGCUUCUGCCAGUUCAGCUCGAGCGCCGACUGCGCCGUGGCCGACUGCAAGUACAAGCUCAAGUGCUCGCACUUCCACUGCACCUACCCCGGCUGCCGCCACACGGUCGUGGGCAUGUCGCAAAUGGACUCGCACAAGCGCAAGCACGAGAAGCAGGAGCGCGGCGAGCCGCCCGCCGCCGCCUCCCCCGGCGCCGAGGGCCCCGCGCCCGGCCCGGCCGCCAGCCUGGACUGCGCGCCCCCGCCCGGCGCCGAGCCCGCCGCCGCCCUGCUCUUCCUGCCCGGCCCGGGGCGGGGUCCGGACGACGCGGGCGACCCCCGCCCGCCCGACGCCCCCGGGCCCCGCGCCGGCCCCGCCGCGCCCGGCCCCGCGGCCGGCGAGUCGUCGCAGGAGGACGACGAGGAGGAGCUGGAGCUGAACGAGGAGGAGGCGGACGACGACGAGGACGACGACGACGAGGACGACGAGGACGACGACGAGGACGACGACGACGACGAGGACCUGCGCACCGACUCGGAGGAGUCGCUCUCCGAGGCGGCGGCGGCGGGGCCGGGGUCGCGGAGCCUGGAGCUGGCGGCCCUCGGCGCUCCCGCGCCCCCCGGCCCCACGCCUGCCGCCGCCGCCUCCCCGUAGCCGCGGGGCCCGUGGCGCGUGGGGGGCCGGCCGCGCCCGGCGCCCUCGGGAUCUUGCCGCUUUAUUCUAUUGUUGUUAUUAUUAUUAUUAUCAAUUUUGUAAGAAACGGUAUUUAUAUGUAAAGCUUCCCUUGUACAGAGCUAGGUGUUCGCCGCGCCCCGGCGUCGAGAGGCGCUCCGGGCCCGGGGCCGCCCCGCCGGUGCUUCCGGACCCCGAGUCCGUCUCAGGACAGAGGCGGGGGCCUCCCUCUGGUGCUCCGGGGCUGCCCCCGCGCCCGCCCGCCCCGCCCGCGCGGCAGCUGGGCGGCCGGAAGGACAGAGGCUGCCCGGGACCCUCCUCAGCCGCAGUUCGGGGAUCUUCUUCAGGGAAAUAGAAGGUGCUCUUGUCCGGGGUGGGAACGAGGGGCAGGAGGCCCGGAGGGCGAGGAGGGCGGCGACCCCGGGCGGCUGCCCCACGCGCCCUCCCCGCGCCGGACCCCGGGCCCCCCGAGCACGCCGGUGGGAUUCCUCAUUGCUCAGGGCUGGGACGGGCGCCGGGGGUCGCCGCGACCCCCGCCCCUCACCACCGGAGGCGGGCCGGCACUUGUGGCACCUGGCAGGGCCUCCCAUUCGUGCAGCUAAGACCCUCCCUCCCGGUCCUGGGGGAGGGCGGGGCAGGAGGCGUCCGGCGGGCGACACUACAGGGACCGCGGAGGGAACCUCCUGGACUCGGCAGAGCGGGGAGCUCCGGAUCACUCUGCCCCCAGCGCGGGGCCUGGUCGGGGUGUCCGUCCCGAGGGCUGGGGCCUGGGAAGGGGUGCGUCUGCUCGCUGGUGCUGGGCUGCUGGGCCCGCAGGGCGUCUCUGCCACCCAGGUGGUGAGAACAGGAAGGAUGCGACUGUUUGGGGCUUUAAUAGUCAACAUGGAAAAAAAUACGAGAAAGUUGUACAGUAUUUUUCCUGUAAAGGUUAUUAUUCUACAUAGAACAAAAGAAGAAAAAAAAAAAAGCAGGCGGGCGGCUAGAGCGCAGACCGCCUCCGGACCAGCCCUGAGGUUGGAGACCCGAGUGCAAUUGCUCACGUGGGGUUUUGUUUAGCGUUUAGAGGCCUUACCAGUGUGAGGCUGUCCGUCUUUACACUAGCACUGAUGGGAGCUGCGUGAUUCCAACUUUUAACUUGAAUUUCGUAGAGACAAGAAAAAAGGACUGUUAUUACUGAUACAAGUUUGUAGUUAAUUUAACAUUUGAGUUUUUCUCUAUUGGUUAUGCGUGUGGCUUUAUAGGGCUUUUUUCUUCCCAGUUUGUUUUAUUAAUUUCUUUGGGAUACUUCUUUGCUGGUGCAACCCACCCGGAUUUGGUUCCUUUUGCAAAUCCCAGCCCCCCACCCCUGCCACCCUCCCUCAGCAAUGAGCUCACCGAGCCCAGAGCCAGCCGGGACCCACCUGGCAGGUACAUGCCCGGCCAAUGGCUCUGAGGGCGACAGGGACGGAGGGCAGGCUGCCCAAGGCCGCUCCUGUGCAUCUUCACUCCAGGCCGGGCCACCAGCCCUGUCUCAGGUUGGGCCCUGUGACAUGGCCACAGGGAGAGUGCGAGGCCCAGCCUGGGGGAGGGGCCGUCACCCAGAGCCUCCUCCCCAG
Lagenorhynchus albirostris (white-beaked dolphin) is the source of this 7498-nucleotide messenger RNA. It is a transcript of the gene CASZ1, whose product is annotated as castor zinc finger 1. The record is from RefSeq and is a predicted model, not a curated record. Gene Ontology annotation, molecular function: RNA polymerase II transcription regulatory region sequence-specific DNA binding; DNA-binding transcription factor activity, RNA polymerase II-specific. Lineage: Eukaryota; Metazoa; Chordata; Mammalia; Artiodactyla; Delphinidae. The coding region runs from base 216 to 5885 and encodes 1889 amino acids. Gene Ontology annotation, cellular component: nucleus. The transcript is spliced from 21 exons. Gene Ontology annotation, biological process: positive regulation of transcription by RNA polymerase II; regulation of neuron differentiation.